GCGGGAUGUGCGCACGGAGCGGCGGGAGCGGCGCUGGAGCGGUGAGGCUUGCGGCCGUACGCCCGUAUGGAGCCAAGCGGCGCCGAGGCGGCCUCCACCCGCUUCCUUGGCCUCACUCAGCGCUCUGUCUCUGAAGAUUUGGGUUGCAGACGCGGAGAGUUUAGCAGAAAGCAUUAUGGAUCAGUGGAGCUUCUUAUAUCUAGUGAUGCUGAUGGAGCCAUUCAAAGAGCUGGACGCUUCCGUGUGGAAAACGGCUCCUCUGGUGAGAAUACAGACUGCACCCCAGGAACAUGGCACAGAACAGAUGUGCAUUUGGAAAACCCAGAGUAUCAUACAAGAUGGUAUUUCAAAUAUUUUUUAGGCAAAGUUCAUCAAAAUUAUAUAGGUACAGAUGCAGAGAAGAACCCUUUCUUUCUGUCUGUUGUACUGUCUGACCAAAAUAAUCAGCGUGUUCCUCAAUACCAUUCAAUACUUUGGAGAAAAACAGGUACUCAGAAAAUAUGUCUCCCUUAUAGUCCCACAAAAACCUUAUCAGUAAAAUCUAUAUUAAGUGCUAUGAGUCUUGACAAAUUUGAGAAGAGCCCAAGGGAAAUUUUUCAUCCUGAGAUACAAAAGGAUUUAUUGGUUCUUGAAGAGCAAGAGGGAUCUGUGAAUUUUAAAUUUGGAGUCCUCUAUGCUAAGGAUGGCCAGCUUACAGAUGAUGAAAUGUUCAGCAAUGAAAUCGGAAGUGAAAGCUUUCAAAGAUUUUUGCAUCUCUUGGGUGACACAGUUACUUUGAAAGGCUGGACAGGCUACAGAGGAGGAUUGGACACUAAAAAUGAUACAACAGGAACGUGUUCUAUCUAUACAGUUUUUCAAGGGCAUGAAAUUAUGUUCCAUGUUUCAACCAUGCUUCCAUAUUCUAGAGAAAACAAGCAGCAGGUAGAAAGGAAGCGACAUAUUGGAAAUGACAUUGUCACUAUCGUAUUUCAGGAAGGUGAAGAGUCUUCUCCAGCAUUCAAGCCAUCCAUGAUUCGCUCUCAUUUUACGCAUAUUUUUGCCUUAGUGAGGUAUAAUAACCAGAAUGAUAGUUACAGGCUGAAAAUAUUUUCAGAAGAAAGUGUUCCUCUCUUUGGGCCUCCCCUUCCAUCCCCACCUGUGUUUACAAAUCACCAGGAAUUCAGGGAUUUUGUGUUAGUGAAAUUAAUAAAUGGGGAAAAAGCCACCUUGGAAACCCCAACAUUUUCUCAGAAACGUCAACGCACUCUAGACAUGCUGAUCCGCUCCUUAUACCAAGACCUGAUGCCUGAUCUACACAAGGUGAAUAACGUGCUCAACAGAAGGUCCUUCAGUGAUGUGUUACCAGAGUCACCAAAAUCAACACGGAAAAAAGAGGAAGCUCGGCAAGCAGAGUUUGUCCGACUUGGUCAGGCAUUGAAAUUGAAAACUACUGUGAAAGGGGAUGCCACAGCUAACUUGGCAAGCGCAAGCUUUUGUAAAAAGGAGCCUUGGGAAUCUCAAUCUUUCUGCAGUAAUUUUCCUCAUGAGGUUGUCUGUGCAGAUUCUUGGGGCCAGUCCUUGCUGGUUUCUACAGAUGCUGGCAUCUUGUUAAUAGAUGAUGGUCAACCAUCAGUGCAAGUAUUUGAUAAAACUCUCCAAAUAAAGCAGAUGCAUGUGUUGGAAGCUUUGGAUCUUUUGAUUGCCCGAACAGACAAAGGGAAAGAUUCUCGUCUCCUUGUCUUCAGACUCAGUGCUGUCCAAAAAGAUAUAGAAACGAAGCAAAUGAUAAGGAGCAAAUAUGACUGCAGAGAAAACAAACUGGAGAGAACAAAAGGCUGCCACUUGUAUGCCAUUAAUACUCACCAUGGCAGUGAACUGAGGAUUGUUGUGGCUAUUCGGAACAAACUACUUCUCGUCACAAAGAAAUAUAACCCGUGCAACAGCUUAACCAGCAGCUCUGUGCUGUCGUCAUCUGAAUCUCCAGUAGAGGAGUUCCAGUACAUCCGGGAAAUAUGCCUUUCUGACCCUCCAGUGGUUAUGACGCUGGUGGAUGGACCUACUGGUGACAGUGACAAUAUGAUCUGUGUGGCGUAUCGACAUCAAUUUGAUUUAGUUAAUGAAAGUACUGGGGAGUCCUAUAGAUUGCAUCAUGUUGAAACAAACAAGGUUAAUUUUGUUGCAGCUAUUGAUGUAUAUGAAGAUGGUGAAGCUGGGCUACUGUUGUGUUAUAACUAUGUUUGCCAAUACAGAAAGGUAUAUCCUUUCAAUGGAGGUUGUCCACUGAUCCAGCCAUCAGCUUGUGACUUCCAGUUCAGCUGGAAUCAAGUUCCUUAUGCUGUUGUCUGUGCUUUUCCUUAUAUCCUUGCCUUCACUACUGAUUCCAUUGAGAUCCGAUUAGUGGUGAAUGGGAACUUAGUCCACACAGCAGUUGUGCCUGAGCUUCAACUUGUAGCAUCAAGGUCAGAUAUUUAUUUUAAAGCUACUGCUGCAGUAAGUGGAUCAUCUGACAGCAGUGCUAAAGAAAUGAGUUCAAGAAGUUCUCCUCAAACACCAACAGCUUCUGAAAUGCCAGAAUGUCCUCUUUCUUCUCUAGAAGGUGAAGUUCCAUGCAAGAACCUGUACAAAAUUCCUCUCAGUAAUCUGGUUGGGCGAAGCAUUGAACGGCCUCUGAAGUCACCUUUGGCUCCCAAGGUCAUCACUACAACAACAUCCACUGGCAUUGCCACUCUUCCAGUUACUCACUCACUAUCCUUAUCUCGUAUGGAAAUUAAAGAAAUUGCCAGCAGAACACGUAAAGAAUUGCUGGGUCUCUUGGAUGAGCCUAUACCCAAGACAGAAAGUGCACAGAAGCAAAAAAAGGCUCCUCGAAGACAGUCAGACCCCAAGCAGGGAGCAGUAAGAUCAACUAGUAGUGACAGGAUAAUCUCGAACUCAUUUGAAAGCUAUUCUGAAGGACAUCAUCUUUCCACUAGUUCAGAUCCCAAUACUUUAGCAAACAGGGAGGAGAGCUCACCAUCUAGCUAUCCAUUUCAGCUGAUUUCUUUAUAUGAUGAAGACAUCAUUGACUUGAAGUGAAGAUAGUCUUAAAACCUUUCUUCCUUACUUCACAUUUUCUUAUAACUCUGUGAGCUCUAUGGGAAUGUCACAAACACUGCUUCUAGUGGUAAAAUGUGGCUGGAAGUAUUGGUGAUUACUCUUUAUAGAACCUGUGUUGUUCUGGCUAACUCAGCCUGGUUUGAUGAUGCUUCUAUCUUUGACAUAGAUAUGUUUUCUUUUCUCAGUUAAUGAACCAUUACUUCUUGUGGCAUUCUAAAAGUAGGUAAUCAAUGAGAGAUUAUGGCUGAAACUGAAGUAAAUAAAAAGUAUUACUUGUUCUGAGCUUCUUAUAAUUUGAAGUACCUGAAUGACAUUCAGCUAAGUUAACUACUGUUAUUAUAGUGAGUUGUUUUACAACAGUGUAUGUCAUGUCAUGUGAGACAUGGAGAGGUAAAAUUCCUAACAUAACAUAUGUUAUUCCAUAACAUCAGUCACUCCUUUUGGUAUUUCAGUAUUUAAAAAAACCAAACAAAACAAAACAACAAGGCUUACAGGCAAGGUCUUUCCAAACAUUGCAGUCUCUCCUUGAAAUGAUGCAGCUGCGGUAUGUUCACUGAAGAAUCAAGGAUGUUCUAUAACAGCCAGGUAAGAUAUGAAGAGGCUGCUUUCUUUGCUCUGGCCUGUCCAUGCACUUUUUUUAGAGAAACUUGGAAACUGUUUUGGCAGUAAGAAUCCUUAAGCAAAGAGACUUUUUAUAGAAACUUUCAAAAUAUUCAUUAAGAAUUGGAAGGGAAACUUUCAAAAUAUUCAUUAAGAAUUGGAAGGGAAAAAAAAAAAACAACGGCUGUAUUUCUCCAUCUACUGGAAAACUGUUACUCUAGUGUACCUAAAGAUUUUCCCAGUACAGGCAGAAGAGCCACCCACUGCUUUUCUUUCUGACUACGCAAAGAUUCCUAUGCAGGCAUCAGCAUUAGCUAUUGGCUGCUCUUGCAUCAAGAGUGUAAGUCAUUCCAGAUGAUCAUAUUUCUCUAACUGGAGCUAGAUAGAAAUUUCACUGCUAAGAAGCUAGUUUUCUAUGAUGAAAUAGUCAUCUUAGAUUUUUUUUUUCUAUGUUAAAGGCAGGGUUUCAUGUUUAAAGCUAAAUUAUUUUUAAUAAUCCUUUCCUGUAUGCCAAAAAUCAAUGUUAAACAGUAUUUUGAAAGGGUUUUGUUCUGUUUGGGGUUUUUUCUUUGUUUGUUUUGUUUCAUGAAAGUGUGAUGCUUCCAGCCUUUGAUGAUUUUAGCUUUAUUAGGAAGUAUUUCUUGUUCUAUAUGUAGAAAUAUUUCCGUAUCCUUGAUUUUAUUUCAUAAUAUCAUUCAUGUGUCAUGAUUUCACUUUCUGUCCAAGCAUGAUCAUCUGGAGAUGUGUGCCUUUUGCUUGGGUCUGUCUGAAUGUAAAACUGGUUUUGCAACAUAUUUUUUGCCCAAUUUCUUGUAUAUAAUACACCUAAGAAAGGAUGCAAGGCCUUACCUGAAAGAAUCGUGUCUUUCAACUGGAGUGGCUGAUCAACAAAAGAAGCAAUGCUUUCAGCAGUAAUUAGUCUAGGAGCAGAAGCAGUACUAACCAGUGGCUACUAUUGUUUCAGUAUUAUUGCACCCAUAGAUGUGUGGCAAUGAACCUUGAUAAGCAUUUAAAAGAAAGUGCCAGCUCAAAGUCUUUGCAAGAGCUUGUAAUAAUUUUUGAGAAUGUAUACUUCUAGAGAUUGUGUUAAUUUGCCCUGUCCUACUUAUCUGUGCAGCUAAGAUUUAAAAAAAUCAAUCUGAAAGUAUCAUGUGGUGCUUAUUCUCCUGGAAGUUGUAAAAACUUCUGUGGACUUAGUGAAUGCACUUUAGGGAGCACUGCUUGCACUUAGAUAUUUUUAGAAAGCAAAAGCACCACCGUUUUCCAUAAACAGAUUUCUCAAUGUAGUAUUUCAUUUUGGUUAUGUGGGUGUUCUUGAAGACUGUACCAGUGUAUUGCAAAAGUGGAGCUUUAGUUAAAAUACAAUUUUAACUGGAAACUUUGCUUUGCACUGUUAGGAUAUCAGAUUUUAAAUACAUUUCAGGUGUUCACUUGUGCUAUUCUAGCAUGAUUUGACAUGACUAAACCCUCAUUUGAUAGCAGUUGAAGCAGUAUAUGGAGAUUUUAAAACUUGUUUGGAAGAACCUGAACAAACACAUAUUUUGGUAUCCUGAAAGACAAGCCUUGGAGAUGGAGCACUAGGGAGAUCAAGAAGAAUGAGGAAAGCUUGACAGAAAGCUUGACAGAAAGCUUGACCACUGGCUAUGAUGGUGGUCAGGGUGCACGUGGAUGUGACAUUUGCAUCAUAAUCGAGACUUGAUUAUAGAAAGGGGGGGCCAAAAAGCAAGAGGUACUUUCCUUAACCAGAACCAUAGUAGUGGCUAUAGAAUAUUACCAUAAAGUAAGAGAGAGAGAGUGUGUGUGUGUGUGUGUGAAUUUUUGAAGGGCUACCUGUAAUUACAGCAUUGAUGACAUCUAGCAAAUACUAACAAACAGCAAAAAGACUGUAAGGAGUCCAGAUUAAUUUUGAUUGCUUGAGCUAGACAAAAACAGGUCAGAUUAUCUCCAUGGUACUUAUCUGCAAUAGGAUGUUGGUAUAGUUUGAGGAGGGAAGCCCAGCAACUGCCUCCCCUGCACCUCCCAGCUGAAUUUUAUGCUACAGCUUGACUUUAAGGGGUCAGGUGCAAGCUGUUAUGUAGGUCACAAUGGGAACUACCAGACCUAAUAGACCAUUACUACAGGACUGGAAGCAUCUGAACCCUGGCAAAAAAUUACCUGUCUUCAUUCCUAAUGUAUGCAGUAAGUGCCUUAACAAGGCUGCUGCUGCUUGAGUUUUUGCUUCUGUAAUUAAUCAGCGUGCCUUGCAGGGAUGUAGGGUUAAUGUUAGACCUAACAAAAGAAGUUGGGAGAGAUCUAGACCAAAUAAGUUUGGUUUAUAAGGCACCUGGAGGUGGUAGCUGAGGCUUCAGGCUCAUGUGUAUGUAGUUUACUACGUACACUGUAUGAGAGCAGCCUAGAGUAUAGGUAGGAGGCAGAGAACAUGGUAAUAAUGUUCCAAUUUUAUUUGGCAUAAGCCACAAGAACCAAUUUCUAUGAAGGUCUUUAUCACAUUUAUUGUUUCAAAAGACAGAAUAUCCCACAAUAAUAUAAAAUUGCUGACACAGCUGGACAAAUAUCCACUGUACAAGGAUGUGGUGUUUGUGGGCUUUCAACAGUCUCAUCAGACUGCCGUGCAUUACAUGCCUCUUAGUGUCAUGAGUUGGCAUCCUCUGAACUAGCUUCUAGCCAUUGUUUCUUUUAAAAUACUGUCUUAGAUCAAUACCAUUCAGACUGCUUAUUAAAAUCAAAACAAAAGCCAGCUGGUAGCAGUGAUGCAGUUCUUGUGCGUCAUUUCUAAAGGACAAGGUUUUUAUACAUCUGUGCAACCUCUCCUCCUUCAGACCCAUGUCAGAUGACAAGGCUUGUUGGAAGGCUCCUGGGAUGGAUGUUCACUCCAGCCUUAGAGACAGGUUGUUUCCCUUCUGCUUUUCCAGCAUGUGCACUCAUCUACUCAUUAAACCUUCCAGGUCCUUCUCCUCAGGGCUGCUCUCCAGCCCUUCUCUGCCUGACUUGUAUUUGUGCCUGGGAUUGACAAGGCCCAAGUGCAGGACCUUGCACUUGGCUUUAUGAGGUUUGCCUGGGCCUACCUCUCCAGCCUGUCCAGGUCCCUCUGGAUGGCAUUCCUUCCCUCCAGCGCUUUGACCGCACCACACAGCUUGGUGUAAUCGGCAAACUUGCUGAGGUUUGCUGUCUGCCUUCAUGUGACUUUGUACAUGCACAAACAUUUGUAAUUGAUUGGUAGAUUCAAAUUAAUUUUUUUUUUUGGUAGUACCAGGCUAGUCCACUGAAUAAAUAUUUAAACAGUUCUUAUUAGAGCAGGGGACAGGGAGCACCCACAUGAAAUAUAACAUUAUUUCAUAACCAGUUACACAUGCUCGCUUGCUGCUCCUGACAUUUACUUUCUGCCGUUAUAUGUAUAUUUGACCAAGCCACAGAUUCAAGCUCAUGUGUGUUUUCCUGAAGGUGUAGAUCUAGAACUUGUGCUUGCAGAUGCAGCAUCUUAGUCUGCAUUUGAGAUACAUAUCAUUUGGGUUUGGACUUGGUUUUUAAUACAUAUAUGUAUGUAUAUACAUGUAUGUGUAUAUAUUUGUAAAUUCUACCACAAGUUUUAAGGGAUUAAAAGUCCUAAGCAUAUCUAGUAUUCUAAAGUAAUGUGAUCUUACAGGGGGGAGGGGAGAAGUCCCAUCUGCAAGCAGUAGGUUAUUUCAGAAUAAUUUUUGUGCUUGUGUGUGUAUGAAAAUAAGUAUCAUACUAUUAUCAUUACCAAUUUGAUGCCAUGGUUCAUAUGCACAGUGCUUUCUAAUUCUGUUAAAGCAGUAUUUUUCUCAGAUAAGCUUAGCCUGAUUUUGUGGAGGAAUAAAUUAUACCCUGAGAGCCUAAUACUAACCAUAGGGAAAAGCUCACAUGACAGUAUGCAGCAAGCAUUGGUACCUGCACCCAACUUGUACAAGUUGAGCACAGCAACUUCACCGGCCUGUCCACUGCCUGCCUGCUUCACUUGGUUGCUGACCCGCAACUGAGUCCUGCUUGCUGUUGGAAACCAUGAUACUAGCACAUGAUUUGAAGAUAAAAUUUCAGAGAUUGUUUUCUGCAUAUUUAUUUAUAGCUCUAUUAAGUAUUUAUCUGGUUGAAUGGAAAAAUGUUUCGUCUCUAAAGGUUUAUGCAAAAAGUGUUAUCAGUCUGGAGCGUCAGUUUCAACUAAGUCUUUGAAUGUUAGCAGACUGCUUUGUAAUAGUUGCGUAUUGUUAAGACUGUUGCUAAGUUUGUGAUGAAAAAUUCUUUAUCUACCACUUGUCUUAAAUACCAAUGUAUUACCAUUGUUUUUAACAUCAUGUGAUAGUGUAUAUGGUUUGUGUUUUAGAUGUGACAUCCAAAUAGAAACAGUCCUAUCACAGCUGGAACUGUUUUAAGUGCCAUUUAUCACUUUUGGGAAGGAGUAACAGAUGUUUUAUUCCUCCAUAUGUAAUAAACCAUAAAUUUGACCUCA
This is a messenger RNA of Calidris pugnax (ruff), 8140 nucleotides long. It is a transcript of the gene GARNL3, whose product is annotated as GTPase activating Rap/RanGAP domain-like 3. Gene Ontology annotation, molecular function: GTPase activator activity. Gene Ontology annotation, biological process: activation of GTPase activity; regulation of small GTPase mediated signal transduction. The record is from RefSeq and is a predicted model, not a curated record. Gene Ontology annotation, cellular component: cytoplasm. The coding region runs from base 67 to 3054 and encodes 995 amino acids. The transcript is spliced from 29 exons. NCBI's taxonomy places the organism in Eukaryota, Metazoa, Chordata, Aves, Charadriiformes, Scolopacidae.